AUGAAUCGACGCCGACUAGCUUUGAUCUUCGGAAAUGAGGACUACAGUGAUGCAGCAAAAUUAAAAAGUUGUGUUAAGGAUGCAGAUGAUAUGGCAGCUACAUUAACUAGCUUGGGUUUUCAAUGUACAAAAUAUCAUAAUUUGAAUAAACGUUCUACGGAUAUUGCUAUCAGAGACUUUUGUGCAACAAUUGAGGAUGAUGAUUGUAUUUUAAUAUAUUUUUCUGGACAUGGCAUGGAAGCAUACGGUAAGAACUAUUUACUGCCAAUCGAACCGUUGGAAGAUCCGGAAUUCGAUUGUAUAAGUUUGGAUACUCUGUUGAAAGACCUGAAGCGUUCUGGAAAUAAUCUUUUAAAUAUUAUUAUUUUGGACGCUUGUCGAUUUGAUGAAAACAAUGAUACCUGGAAAAUAAAAGCUAUUAAUAAACAACCACAUCUUAAAGCAGCAUUUGGUAAUGCAUUAACACCACAUAUUAACAUACCAAAAGACUCACAAUUUGCUUUAAUAUUUUCAUCUGACCCUGGUACAGUAUCUUACUCUGGUGAAGAAGGUGGAAAUAGUUUCUUUACAUCAGCGCUGUUAAAUCAUUUGGCAACACCACAGCUAGAGGUUGAUAGCAUGAUGAAGCAAGUUAGAAAAGAAAUGUUACAAAACUCACAGGGUCAACAACGACCGUGGAUUCAUUCAUGUCUAACGGAAGACUUUUAUUUCAAUCAAGUUGCACCAGUUUCAGACAUCAGUUUCAAUGCCAGAUGGGCACAAUGCGGUGUUACGGUAGCCGGCGGCAAUGGUCCAGGCAAUGAACCGAACAAAUUCAAUCAACCUUGGGGUUUCUAUUUGGACAAUGAUCAAACAUUGUAUAUCGCUGAUUUAAGAGGUUUUCGUAUUAUGGAAUGGAAGCCUGGUGCAACCAGUGGUCGAGUGGUAGCCGGUGGAAAUGGAGAAGGCAAUCGUGAUGAUCAGUUGAAUUUGCCUGUAGAUGUGACCAUUGACAAAGACAACGAUAAUUUCAUCAUUUCGGAUUAUGGAAAUCAACGAGUGAUGCGAUGGCCUCGUAAAAAUGGCACAAAUGGAGAAGUAAUCAUUCCGAAUAUUAAUUGCUGGGGUGUUGCAAUGGAUGAUCAAGGAUUUCUCUAUGUUUCUGAUGUAGGAAAUGGUGUAGUAAAACGAUUCCAAGUGGGAGAAGCAAAUGGAACGAUAGUGGCUGGUGGUAUGGGAGUGGGUGAUCGUCUCAAUCAACUCAAUACUCCGGCUCACAUCUUCGUCGAUCAUGAUCAGUCUGUCUAUGUAUCAGACUCAGGAAAUGAUCGUGUGAUGAAAUGGGUUAAGGGUGCAACAGAAGGAGUUGUUGUGGCUGGUGGUCGAGGCAGAGGAAGUAAUCUUAGACAACUGUCGAAUCCUCGAGGAGUGUUUGUCGAUUCAUCGGGUACAGUUUAUGUAUCAGAUCAUUGGAAUCAUCGAGUAGUGGCUUGGCCCAAAGGAAUGACAAAGGGAAUUAUCAUUGUUGGUCAAAGCGGUCAAGGAGGCGCAACAAAUCAAUUGAGUUUUCCCUUUGAUUUGUCAUUAGAUCAAUCUGGUAAUCUCUAUGUUGUUGAUGAAUGGAAUAGCCGAGUCCAACGAUUUGAUAUCGAAAAGAGUUGA
Molecule: messenger RNA, 1641 nt
Organism: Rotaria sp. Silwood1
Lineage: Eukaryota; Metazoa; Rotifera; Eurotatoria; Philodinida; Philodinidae
Source: the annotation of a GenBank genome assembly